GGCGGGGAUUGGCGCAGCGCGCGCCCCCUCCCCGGCCCCCGCGCGGUGGGAACCGGCAGCCCCGUCUAGCGCUGACGUCAGACCGUCUGCCUGCCUCCGACCGCGGUCUCGGAGCGAAACCCGAUCUCCUUGGACUUGAAUGAGGAGGAGGCGGCGGCGGCGGCGGCGGAGGCGCUCGGCUGCGGGAAGCCAGCAGCGGAGGCUCAGCCCAGGCGGCAGCGCGCGCCCCGGCUGCCGGCCCAUUUCCCGGACGCCACCCGCGGGCACUGCCGACGCCCCCGGGGCUGCCGAGGGGCGGCCGGGGGGCACAGAGGAGCGCGGCCCCGCGCACUGAGUCCCGCGGCGCCCCGGGAACUUGGCGGCGCCCCGAGCCCGGCGAGCCGGGGUGCGCCUUCCCCGCCGCGCGCCUCCUGCAUGCGGGGCCCGAGCGCCGGGCGCCGGCCGGAACCCCCCCCGGCCGCCCCCGUGCCCCCUGCGCCCCGCGCCGCGCCGCCGCGCCGUCCAUGCACCGCUUGAUGGGGGUCAACAGCACCGCCGCCCUCGCCGCCGGGCAGCCCAAUGUCUCCUGCACGUGCAACUGCAAACGCUCUUUGUUCCAGAGCAUGGAGAUCAAACUGGAGUUCGUUGAGAUCACCAUCAUCGUGGUGGUGGUGAUGGUGAUGGUGGUGGUGAUCACGUGCCUGCUGAGCCACUACAAGCUGUCUGCGCGCUCCUUCAUCGGCCGGCACGGCCAGGGCAGGAGGAGAGAAGACGCCCUCUCCUCGGAAGGAUGCCUCUGGCCCUCGGAGAGCACCGUGUCGGGCAACGGAAUCCCAGAGCCGCAGGUCUAUGCUCCUCCGAGGCCCACCGACCGCCUGGCCGUGCCCCCCUUCACCCAGCGGGACCGCUGCCUCCGCUUCCAGCCCACCUACCCGUACCUGCAGCACGAGAUCGACCUGCCGCCCACCAUCUCGCUGUCGGACGGGGAGGAGCCCCCGCCCUACCAGGGCCCCUGCACCCUCCAGCUGCGAGACCCCGAGCAGCAGCUGGAGCUGAACCGGGAGUCCGUGCGCGCGCCCCCGAACAGAACCAUCUUCGACAGCGACCUGAUGGACAGUGCCAUGUUGGGCGGCCCCUGCCCCCCCAGCAGUAACUCGGGCAUCAGCGCCACGUGCUACGGGGGCGGCGGGCGCAUGGAGGGGCCGCCCCCCACCUACAGCGAGGUCAUCGGGCACUACCCCGGGUCCCCCUCGUUCCAGCACCAGCAGAGCAGCGGGCCGCCCUCCUUGCUGGAGGGGACCCGGCUCCCCCACGCACACCUCGCCCCCCUGGAGAGCUCACCCGCCUGGAGCAAAGAGAAAGAUAAACAGAAAGGACACCCUCUCUAGGAAUCCCGGGGCCGGGGCCGGGCAGCAGUGAGUAUAGGAAAAAAAGAAAAAACAGAAAGGCAAAACACUCCGCACUUCCGAAACCAGAAGACAGAGGAGGACCGGGCGGCACCCAGAAAAUGUGGCGCGUAUCCAUCCUUCCCCCCUCUCUCUGUGUAUAAAUAUUUACAUGUUCUGUCUGGUCUGAAUGCACAAGCUAAGAAAGCUUGCAAAAACAAAACAAAACAAAACAAACAAAAAAAAAAACCACGUUUCUUUGUCGAGCUGUGUCUUGAAGGCAAAAGAGAAAAAAGAAAAAAAAAACCUACCCUAGUCUUUUCUGUUCCUAGUUGAGCUGCGUGCGUGAAUGCUUAUUUCCUUUCGUUUGUUUAUGAUGAUUUCACUUAACUUUAAAGACCUAUUUGCACAAAACCUUUGUUUAAAGAUCUGCAAUAUUAUAUAUAUAAAUAUAUAUAAAAUAAGAGAAGUAUUGUGAGGGCAGGAGUAUUUUUGUAUUAGAAGAGGCCUAUUAAAAAAAAAAAGUUGUUUUCUGAACUAGAAGAGAAAAAAAAAAGGCAAUUUUUGAGUGCCAGGUCAGAAAGCGUGUAUUACCUUGUAAAGAAGAAGAAGAAGAAAAAAAAACCACAAAGCAGGGGUUUAGAGUUAUUUAUAUAAAUGUUGAGCUUUUGCACUAUUUUUUAAUAUAACUAUGUCAGUGCUUGUUUGAUGGAAACUUCUAUCGUGUCUGUCGAGACUUUUAAGGGAGAAGCUGCGGAGUUUGGCAGCGGCCGUCUGGCAGAGGGCGGGCUCUGCACGGAGUUGGGGGAGGCUUCCGGAGGGGGCGCUCUUCCUGCGUAAGUGGAAGCUUCUGUCUAGCGAUCGGUUGUUACCGCCUCAUACAUUCCCCACCGGAGGAGACGCAUUUCCCCCUCUGGGCCGGCACAGCCUUUGGAUGGCAGACGAGAUGGGGAAAUCGGUCACCCGGUGCCAGGGUGGUGGCUUUGCCUUGCCCCAGAUGAAAAUAAACUGUUCCUGAAGGAUCUUAGUUUUUCCUCCUGUUUUUUAAGCAUGAGCCCCCUCCCCCUCCCCCCAGGAAGGGGCUGAGGCGCCCCCUUUGCCGCCGCUGCCGCCCCCGGAGCACGUUGCCGGGACCCGCCGGAGAGGUUGGGGUGGCUGCUUUCCGUGCGGACGAUCCGACGGGUCCAGGACUUCUCAGCUGAGGUUGGCGGAGGCCACCGGCAGAUUGGAAAGGCCCCCGAGGAAUUCGACCUCAUCCCUGGC
This is a messenger RNA of Acinonyx jubatus (cheetah), 2627 nucleotides long. It is a transcript of the gene PMEPA1, whose product is annotated as prostate transmembrane protein, androgen induced 1. Gene Ontology annotation, molecular function: R-SMAD binding. The coding region runs from base 504 to 1367 and encodes 287 amino acids. Lineage: Eukaryota; Metazoa; Chordata; Mammalia; Carnivora; Felidae. Gene Ontology annotation, biological process: negative regulation of transforming growth factor beta receptor signaling pathway. Gene Ontology annotation, cellular component: early endosome membrane; Golgi membrane. The record is from RefSeq and is a predicted model, not a curated record. The transcript has 4 exons.